AUGAAAGAUCUAGGGCAUCUUCGAUAUUUUCUGGGGCUCGAAGUUGCAUAUGGUCCACGAGGAUAUCUUCUUUCUCAACAAAAAUACAUCUAUAAUCUUUUGGCCCGAGCUGAGUUGACUAAUGAUCAGAUUGCUGAUACACCUCUUCAGCUCCAUCAAAAACUAGCACCUGAUAUAGGAAAGCUUUUGGAAAAUCCCACUCGGUAUCGUGAAAUAGUUGGUGCUUUGGUAUAUCUUACUAUCUCUCGACUAGACAUUGCUUAUGUCGUCCAUGUGGUGAGUCAAUUUGUUCAGUCUCCUACCACAGUUCACUAUGUUGUUGUACUUAGUAUUCUACACUAUCUUCGUGGUACUUUAUCUAGAGCUCUUUUGUUCUCCUCAACAUCAAAGCUACAACGUCGCGCCUUCUCUGAUUCUGACUGGGCCGAUGACAUUAUCGAUUGUCGAUCUAUUAAUGGGUUUUGUGUUUUUCUUGGUGAUACCAUUAUAUCAUGGCGAGCUAAGAAGCAACAUGUAGUCUCAAAAUCUAGUACUGAAGUGGAGUAUCGAGCUAUGUCUACUGCUACCUCUGAGAUCAUUUGGUUGCGACAGCUUCUAUGUGACAUGACCAUUGAUUGUCUCUCUCCUACUCCUCUAUAUUACGACAGUCAAAGCACAAUAAAGAUUGCCACCAAUGUAGUGUUUCAUGAGCACACAAAACACAUUGAAAUUGAUUCUCAUUUCAUACGGCAUCAUUAUUCAAAGACUAAGGCGAUCUUUCUAUCAUAUAUUUCUUCUGAGCUCCAGCUUGCUGAUUUUUUCAUCAAAGUUCACACCUCCAAGCGCCACAAAUUUCUACUUUCCUAG
Molecule: messenger RNA, 846 nt
Organism: Asparagus officinalis (garden asparagus)
Lineage: Eukaryota; Viridiplantae; Streptophyta; Magnoliopsida; Asparagales; Asparagaceae
Exons: 1
Coding region: 1-846 (281 amino acids)
Source: RefSeq, a predicted model, not a curated record